AUGGAGCUUCCUAAAGAGUCUGAAAGGGCCAAAUGGACUGUUAAGACAGGACGUUGUGUAGCAUUACUUAACGCAUUUUGUUUAAGCUCCUUUUCUCCCUCUUUAGACGAUAACUGGCAACUGGUGCUCCUAAAUGAAAGUGAAUUUGUGUGCUCGUUCCACGAUGGAAUUGAAGUUAGACGCAUCACCAAGAUCUCAAUUCUCCCCAUCUCAUCCUCUCCUGUACCUAAAACAUUCCAAAUCAAUAAAUGCUCUCAGCAUAACAAAGGACUGGCACCAUCUCAGGAAACGCCAUCACUCCAGAAACAACCGACGAUUGUGCAGGCUGUCCAAAAUACCUUCAAGGCGGCCUCUGAUAUCAUGGGUUUUAAACAGAAAUCGAAAGGAGGUAAACGUUUUGAAAUGCGCAUUAAAGAGGCAAGUAUGCUUUUCAUUUGCACCUCUGUGUUGGUGCUCGUUUGUCUGCUCAAAUUUAGUGUUUCAUUACGUUGUGUUGUACAGGAAUUGGAAAAACUGCUUGUAGGUGAGGCGGACCAGUUCUACUUUGCCACUUGCGGAGGCGACCUGACGCACUGGACGCAGCAGAGGGAGGACUUCCGUCAUCUGGGCGAAAUCUGCUCCUGGGACGAUCUUAUCAACACCCCGCGUGUCUACUGGAGGCCUAUCUGGUACCGAUACGAUCCCACUUUUGUGUGGAAUCACCGUAUUCUCCAAGAUCUUGUGGCCAGUGCAAUAAUCUUCCUCCAGGUAGACGAGGGUCUGCCGCAAUCGGUCAUCUCAGAGUCGUUCCGCGCUUCGACAUCCGCCUUGGACGGUGGGGAGGGAAAAGAGGAGGUCGUGCGGCGCGAACCUGAGGGACUGGGGCAGCCCACGCUGUUAACGGAGUAUUUGCGCGCUCUUGAGUCAAUGAUUUUGCCGAUCAUGAACGGUUUCAUUAAGCAACAGAAAUUGCUGCUGCCUACGUGGAAUGCAAACGGUCGUGUCAGCCCGACUGAGUCAAAUCCGGUUACGCUCACCAUCAUCUCACGAAGGAGUCAUUUCAGAGCAGGCUGCAGGUAUAGACGGAGAGGCAUUGAUGACAUGGGGCACGUCGCUAAUUAUGUGGAAACAGAGCAGGUGCUAGAAGUUCCCGGUGAUGUGAGCGUGCACGUUCUCUCCUUCCUGCAAAUUCGCGGUUCUGUGCCGGUCUUUUGGACUCAGUCUGGAAUCAAAUACAAGCCCCCAAUCCAAUUUCACAAAACUCAGAAUGAGAAUCGGGAAGCAUUUCGCCUUCACAUUGAACGCCCUCUCAGAGAUUUCAGCAGAUUAAUCGUGGUCAACUUGGUUGAAACGGCACCAGGUCGCCAGGAGAGCAAAAUCGCCGACGCCUACAUCCGACAACUCCUACUUUUGAACAGUCCUCAGCUCACCUAUGUUGGAUUUGACUUCCAUGAGUAUUGCAAAGGUCUUCGCUUUGGAAAUGUCUCUGUUCUCUUGGAGGGUGUCAAGGAUAUUAUUCGUGACAUGAAGUAUUGCUGGCUUCAUCGGAGUGAUUUUAUGUGCAAACAGGAGAGUGUUUUCCGGGUAAACUGCAUUGACUGUCUGGACCGAACGAACCUCGUGCAGAGCGUCUUUGCCACCGCUGUCAUAGAAACGCAGUUGCGUAAACUCGGUCGUUUACCGCCGGAGGUGGAUUUGCCGACGGAUUUCUCACGCGCGGUGCAGGCAGUCUGGGCGGAUAACGGCGAUGCUCUUUCCCGCCACUACACCGGUACUGUCGCAAUGAAGGCGAGUCUUGAUUUACCUUUAGCUUCUGUCUCACCUGGAGAUUUCACUCGCACUGGCUUCCGAACAGUAAACGGUUUGAUGAAAGAUGGCGUCUCUUCAAUGAACAGAUAUUACCAGCGAUUUGGUGAGAUUAAACGGCAGGCCGCUAUUGACUUCCUUCUUGGACACACAAACAGUCCUGAGUUGCGGUUUCUCAAGAACUGUAGCACUCAAGACACUCCGGUGGAGCAGUUGUCGAGCAUCGAAGUAUCUUCCCUCCUGGCCGCAAUUCGUUCUUCCUGCCUUCAGAGUGAUGAAGACUCAUUCUUUGAAUUUGUUGUAACCAGUUCCGUCAUGUUUGUCGACGACCCGCUCACCAAUCAGCAGGCACAGGUGCGCCUGCCCAUUCGCGCGAUCACUCGAAUUGCAUUUGGUUCUGAAUCGGCUCUUUUCAGACAGUCCAUCCCCGUCCUCCGCAUCUACUUUUCCCCACCCCCUGAGAACCCCCAUCCCUCACCCGUGACCGCGCACAGCGUUUCCUCAACCGAGGUGUGUUACCUUUUCCAACCUUAUGAACCGUGUCGUGCGCUGGACGUGCGUUUGGAUGACAAAGCCACUUCUGAACGCCCCCAAAAGACAGGUGGCGAGUGCUACCUGGACCUGCGCCAGCCCCCCUUUCGACUGUUCAACAACUACUUGGUUCCGGUUUCUAGUCCGGACGAGGCCAUCGAUGCACUCAGAGUCGUUGCCGAAUCCAUCACUCUGCUACUCCAAUCAAACGAUAUUAACAUCAAUAUAGACACCACAUCGUCAAUAGACACUGGGAGCCAUAGCAUUUCAGUGAUGCAACGGAAACCCGUGCCACCACUACCAGCAGAGUACAUCCUUUCUCUGUCUCCGGAGGUCAGCGAAGUCCUUCAACAGACCCGCGAGCGAUUGCGACCCUUCCUACUGCCUCGGUCGCGUCCAAAUCCGCGGUCCCGUCGGCGCUCCAGCGCCAAAACCCCCAAGCCAGACGUCCGCUUGCUCGAGCCGAAGCAGCGCUUCUGGGCUUUCAAGCAGGCCCAGGCCAGGCCUCGUGCUGCUGCUGCCGCCUCUGCUUCGGAUUCCGCCGUUCGUCCAGGCAAUCCACCGCCGGAAAAGGGCCUAAGGGUGGCCUUGGGUUCGAUGUUGAAACAGUCGCUUCCAUUGAUGGAAAAAGUCUUCGCUACCAGCUCCAGCGCCCCUGCACAGCGCCACAAAGUGCUGGCUCCCAUGAAUGGCUCCUCUGUUUUACGGCUUCAGCCAUGCGAAUUUCUUUACUUUGAGGGUCAGCCUCUGGAAGGCGAAGACACUCGGUCCGCGACAGGUGAAGAUGACGAUGAGGCCUUGGAAGAGGAGGUCGAACAGGGUGAAGACGCUUUGCUUUCCUCCGACAUCGAUGAUUUGCCGGUGCGCAUUAUCACACCCACAAAUUUCGUCUCAAUUUCCGACCUUAUUUACGAGUUGGAAGCUGGAACGGACGCCGACGACGACGGGGAGGAAGAAGAAGAAGCGGUUGAUUUGGGUGUUGGUUUGAAUCAUGUGCAUUCUGCUCCUGCCGGCCUGGCGCAGGCCAGUGAAUGCGAUCUCCCAGAGAAGACAAACUCCACCCUCCUUCGCCCGUCCUCCUCCCCGCUGUUUCCACCGCUCAGAAGCGAGUAUGUUCCGUCUCAAGCAUUAAAAUCGGGCAAUGUACCACCACUCCUGGUUCGAAGUCUUUCUUGCGGUGACCUCAAGGAAAGCCGACUUCCUCCUGCGCGUCUCCGAAGGGCCAUCUCUGAGACUCUGAUGUCAAGCUACCGCGCACUGAUCCGGCCGAUCUCUGCAUUGAAUGCCUCCCCAAAAUCGGCCGAUACACCAGAGCCGGUGUCCACGACGAGUUUGCGGGAGCGGUUAAGUUUGCACUUCGCCGCCCUCGAACUUGUUCCCAUAACUAAGCUUGAGGAAGCUGCGAACCCGCGUUUUGUGUCUCGGCUUCGCCAACGACAAGAGGCCAAUGCCUCAGCUGUCGAACGCCAGCGGCAUCUUACUUGCCCUUCCGAUGCUUUCAUACAAACUCAGUUCGUACUAUUUUAA
Molecule: messenger RNA, 3843 nt
Organism: Mesocestoides corti
Lineage: Eukaryota; Metazoa; Platyhelminthes; Cestoda; Cyclophyllidea; Mesocestoididae
Source: the annotation of a GenBank genome assembly